This is a messenger RNA of Adineta ricciae, 1971 nucleotides long. The record is from the annotation of a GenBank genome assembly. NCBI's taxonomy places the organism in Eukaryota, Metazoa, Rotifera, Eurotatoria, Adinetida, Adinetidae.
AUGACAAUUGUGAAAUUUCUUUUCAUCUGUUUAUUUCCAUACAUUUCAAUAAUCGAUUCGUCUCAUUUUCGUGGUGGAACAAUAACAUACCGUCCAUUCAAUAACACGCCAUCAGGCAGUACAGUUCCUGUUAUCGUACGAGAACGAUGGUCAUGGCGUCGUAGUUCAUCAAGUCCGGUAUGUUCGCCUGCUACCAUUGCUGCAAAAUCUCCUACGAUCGGUGGAGGUACGUUGACUUGUGUGUCUGGUAGUUACUGUCCUUCUUGGCCUGGCAUGACGAUAUCAACAUACUGCACUGAUUUCAGUGCGCCUCUGGAUGUUGCUUCGGGUGAAUAUUAUCAAACAUACAAUAUACCAUUGAAUGUCUCCUUCAGUCUUGGUUUCACUGGAGGUGCUUGGUUCUCCUAUCUUGUCAUUGGACAUGAUGGAAGUUGGUCGGUUGUUGCUCGAAUUAGUACUAUAGUUAGACCGGAUGGCUAUUUGAACACUAGUCCUAUCGCUGUCAGUCUACCUAUUUUAUACAAAGAGAUCAACAUACAGCAUGUUCAUGUUGUUCAAAUGUCUGAUUUCGAUGGUACUGAUACGCUAAAAUGUCGAUGGUCAAUUAAAGCAACGACUGCAAUUACUCAAUAUGAUGAAUGUGCAGAUGUCUGCAGUGGUAUAACUGGUGCUAAUCUCAUUGGAGAAAAUUGUACGAUUGUAUUCACCUUGUACACUGCUGGUUGGUAUGUUGCAGCAGCACUACAAAUUGAAGACUUUUAUAAUGCUGCAGCAGUGACAGCGAACACACCAAUGAGUUCAGUCCCUCUUCAGUUUCUUUUCUAUGGUUAUGCUAAUCCUGGUGGGUGUACAACACCACCAGCCAUUAUUGGUAAUCGACCCAAUCGAGCAUGCAUCGGUGUAUUGGUUGGUGACAAUGUCACAGAAGUUGUCGUCAUUCAGGUGUACUGUACGGGAAAGACUAUAACCGAAUACGUUUCUAGCGUACCUGCUGGUAUGACAAAAAGCGCUAUUUUGAAUCCGAGUACAGGUAUCUAUAAUGUCAUUCUCAGCUGGAUCCCUGUUUCUGAUCAAUACGGACCACAAGCCGUCUGUUUUGGAGCUGUUGAUAACACAAACAUUCAGACAAAUCAAUGGUGCAUCACCUUUUUGGUUGGUUUCAAAUCACCUGAUGUCAUUCGACCAAAACUGGUUCAAGGUUCAGCUUCACCUAUUGGUACUGUCUUCCAAAAUCAGACCACUUUCUCCAUUCAAACAUCAAUCUCCGUCAACCGUCCAACUCGUAAUGGCACAUAUAUCUACUUUUACUAUGCUAAUGGCACUCUUGUUCAAAAAUAUGACUGUGGAUGGGAACCAGAAGUGACAUAUACUGGUUACACUAUUGUCAUUCGUUUCCCUGUUGCACCAUGGGAGGCUGGUGCUUUCUACUAUGUUAACAUGGACAGUGGUGUGGCAAGUGGUACUGAGUUUUGUGGUCCUGAAUCUGCACCCAUCACUGAUCCCACAUUUUGGAUUUUUAACAUUUGGAAUCCAGCACUUUCGUCCACAACAACAACAACCACAACACCAUUUACAACUGUCACGGUCACCACAAAGCCAACGUCGACAACAAGCAUCAAUACAUUACUAACAACCACCGGAAUUGUCAUAACAACUACAAUUCCACCCACCACAACAUCAACAACUUUAACAACUACACCAUCCACAACACCUGCUCCGACCACACCUACACCGACUUCGCCUGCUUUGACGACUGAAUCAACUGUCGCAAUUCUAUAUCCAAAAGAUAUCGAAAACAUUUGUCUUCAGCCAAUUGCCAUCAUGAACGCUGUUUUCUUGGCUGCUAUGAUGCCGGUACAAGCUUUAGCGACUUUUGCGAUAUUUACAAAAUUAUCGAAUACAUUCAAUCCAGCAAAACUUAAAGCACGAAUACGACACAAACAACGAGUGAAAAAGAUCAUGAAAAGAUAA